AUGCAUGGUUUCAGACAGAUAUUUAACAAGAGAUGUACUUAUCACGUUCAAAUUGGUGUUGUGCUUCCACACGACAGACCAUGUCCUGCUCGCGACACUCGUCAAUCGUUGGAACUCGGCGAAAUUUUUGAUGAUACCAUGGAUAACUCUUCUGAUUCGGCACGACAAUAUUCUCUUCGCACAGGAAAUUCAGUGCACCACGCCAUGGGUCCAUGGGAUUCUAUCCCAAAAAGAGAUCUCAGCGACAUCGUGGUAAAGUCAAGGCCUUUCCCAAGGAUGAUCCGACCAAACCUAUACAUUUAACGGCUUUUAUUGGCUACAAAGCUGGCAUGACACACGUAGUUAGGGAAGCGGAUCGUCCAGGAUCAAAGGUAAAUAAGAAGGAAAUCGUGGAAGCAGUUACCAUUUUGGAAACACCGCCUAUGAUCGUUGUCGGUGUAGUUGGGUAUAUUGAAACUCCACAUGGUCUGCGCGCUUUGACUACGGUAUGGGCCGAACACUUGUCAGAAGAUUGUCGCAGAAGAUUCUAUAAGAACUGGUAUAAGAGCAAGAAGAAAGCAUUUACUAAGGCUUCCAAAAAAUGGCAAGACGAUCUUGGUCGUAAGUCCAUUGAAAGUGAUUUCAAAAAGAUCACCAAGUACUGCAAAGUUGUACGAAUUAUUGCUCAUACGCAGAUGAAACUAUUGAGGCAACGUCAAAAGAAAGCCCAUAUAAUGGAAAUUCAAUUAAAUGGUGGAACCAUUGAAGAGAAAGUUCAGUGGGCUCGUGAACGCUUGGAAAAGCCAGUCCCUGUUAGUAAUGUUUUUGCUCCGGAUGAAAUGAUAGACGUGAUUGGUGUCACAAAAGGGAAAGGAUACAAAGGUGUUACGUCACGUUGGCACACGAAGAAACUACCACGUAAGACGCACAAAGGUUUAAGAAAAGUUGCUUGCAUUGGAGCAUGGCAUCCCAGUCGUGUAUCUUUCACUGUUGCUCGUGCUGGUCAAAAGGGUUAUCAUCAUCGUACAGAAAUGAACAAAAAGAUCUAUAGAAUUGGACAAGGAAUUCACACUAAGGAUGGCAAGAUUGUGAAGAACAAUGCUUCUACGGAGUACGAUCUUACUGAAAAAACUAUCACUCCUAUGGGAGGUUUCCCUCAUUAUGGUGAAGUGAACAACGACUUCAUUAUGAUCAAAGGUUGCUGUAUGGGGCCAAAGAAACGUGUGAUCACAUUGCGCAAAUCCUUAUUGGUACACACUAAACGCUCGGCAUUGGAGAAGAUCAAUCUUAAAUUCAUCGAUACUAGUUCCAAAUUUGGACAUGGUCGAUUCCAAACUGCCGCUGAUAAGGCUUCGUUCAUGGGUCAGCUUAAAAAGGACCGUGUACGUGAGGAACAGGCUCAAGCCACUACCUCUGCACCAUCGGCUACAAAUGCUUAAUAAACAUACUCAAAUCAGUGUACAAUGGAAAAUAAAAAAAAAAAUCUUACGAAAA
This is a messenger RNA of Heterotrigona itama, 1473 nucleotides long. NCBI's taxonomy places the organism in Eukaryota, Metazoa, Arthropoda, Insecta, Hymenoptera, Apidae. The record is from the annotation of a GenBank genome assembly.